Messenger RNA from Peromyscus maniculatus bairdii (prairie deer mouse), 2952 nucleotides. RefSeq names its product nanos C2HC-type zinc finger 3 (gene Nanos3). Gene Ontology annotation, molecular function: RNA binding; zinc ion binding. The record is from RefSeq and is a predicted model, not a curated record. NCBI's taxonomy places the organism in Eukaryota, Metazoa, Chordata, Mammalia, Rodentia, Cricetidae.
UUGGCAGCUCAGACAAACCAUCGACGGUUGAGUGGACCCCGAGGCCUGGAACUGCCGUCCACCCCAUCCCCAUCCCCACCGUCUAGAUCUGGGAGAUCCCCCAGGCAGCCUGGCAUCCCCGCCCCCAGGCCACAGCAAAGGUCACAAUCAACAUUCAUUGUUGUCGGUGGGUUGUGAGGAGGAGGUCAGACCCACCGGGGGGAUGAAUGUCACUGUGGCUGGCCCAUACAGCAGUCUCAGGGAUAAGGACAGGACCCCUUAGAAGCCCCAAAUUCUUGCUCCCCUUGAGGAGAUGGGCUGGUAUCUAGGAUCCUGAUGGGCAGAUUGGAAUUAGGAAAUAAACCCUGGAGGAUUAGAUGUUGGGGGAAAUCAUAAAGUGGGGCCUCCGUGGGUAGAAACCAUUCCUGAAAGGAUGGAUGUUUGCUCAGUGAGGUUUCUGGAAUGGGUGAAUGGUAGAUGGGCUUGUGACAGAUAGAUGGGUAGGCUGGUGGACUAGUGGGGUGGAAGGGUGCCCUAGCCAGUGGUGACCUCCAACCAAGCACCUUUCCGAGCUCAGGCUGAGGCCUCCUCUGACAGGUAGUGUUGGAAAUGAGAGCUGGCACAUGCUGGGAUGCAGCCUGCCUGUGCUUGGGGCCUCUUUCCCCUCCUUUGGGGCUCCCAGACCCCAGCCUUGAGGCUGCUGAGCUAACUGUCGGAGGAAGAGUUGGGAACUCCACUUUGUAGCCGAGGACAAACAGCUGAGGUGUCUAUUAGCAUAUCAAAGCUGACACUGGCUGCUGAGUACUCCAGCAUCCCCCAGUCCCUGCCUGUUACAGGGUCCUUCUGGCGGGCACACUCAGGCUGGGCUUGCCCUUUCCCCAGCUUUUCGGGUUCCUUCAUAACCCCGCCGCCGCCGCUUUGGUUAGAUGGUCUUUUCACUUUUUUUGUUUGUUUUUUUUGGGGGGCCUCUUGGCCGCCCAUUCCAGGUUUCCUUCUCUCCCUCUCCCCACAUGACCUGGCUCAGUCUGCUGGUCACAUCCACUCGAGACUCUCCCAAAGGUUGCCUAUACUGUCCCUUUAUCUACAGUAAAGCUCCUCAGCCCCUUAGGAGCAGUCCUGCUCUCCUUUCUUUCUGUCAUCCACGCUUCAUGACUAAGUUCUCAGCCACUGGGGUGGCCAUGAAAGUCCCUCCGUGAAGCCAGAGCCUUGGGACCCAGCCCUUGUCUCCCCGUCCCCAUUCCAUGCACAGGCCCCCUUCCGAAGUACUGGGAUUUUGCAUUACUUGCCCUAACAAGGACUCAAGGCCACCAAGACCCUUCCCCAGCCCUGAGGAAGGAAGAGAAAAAAAUUAGUAAAUCAAUGUCAGUGUUUGGCCCUGGGGCGGUGUUCUUAGCCAUCCCCCCCCCCCUCACCUAGCUGGCCUGCAAGGGUUGACCUCCCACAUGGAGGGGGAGGAGACCCUGGGAAGCCUGGGGGUUCAGUGGCUCCUAGUCUACCUCCAGCCCACACAAACACCAUAUACCCCCUGGGCAGGUAUGUAAGAAGCCCCCAGAGAUAAUGAGGGACCCCCCAGAGCCUGCCUGCUCCACCCUCUCACAUCCCCUCAAGAGAGAAAAGCCGCAGGAGAGGCUUUAGCUUCAGGGUCGGAGAGAAGCAGGAGCCAGGCAGUGUUUUCCUUCAGUUGCUCUUUUGCCCAGUCAUGGGGACUUUCAAUCUGUGGACAGAUUACCUGGGUCUGGCAAGCCUGGUUGGGGCUCUGCAUGAGGAAGAGGUGCCUAAUGUCAGGCUGGACCCCAAGCCAGAGCCCAAGCCGAUUCCAGAAAGCCGGAAAGCCAGCAAGGAAUCCUCAACAGCUCCUGAACGCUUGUGCUCGUUCUGUAAGCACAAUGGUGAGUCCCGGGCCAUCUAUCAGUCCCACGUCCUGAAAGAUGAGGCCGGCCGCGUGCUGUGUCCCAUCUUGAGGGAUUAUGUGUGUCCCCAAUGUGGGGCCACUCAGGAGCACGCCCACACUCGACGCUUCUGCCCACUCACCGGCCAGGGCUACACUUCUGUCUACUGCUACACCACCCGGAACUCUGCAGGCAAAAAGCUGACCCGGCCUGACAAGGCAAAGACACAGGAUGCUGGCCACCGCCCAGGAGGAGAAACAGCAACAGGUAGUCUGGGAGCUCCUAGAGGGUGGCAGUGCACUGGGGUGUCUCCCUUAACUCUACAGUGGAGCUCAGGUGAGGAUCCCAUUCUUUGGAAGUUUUUUGUUGUUGAGACAGUCUCUCCAUUUAGCUCAGGGUGGACUUGAAAGAACAUGCCUCAGCCUCCCUGUUGCUGGAACAGACAUGAACUCCCAUGCCUGCCUGUUAGAGUUUUGUUUCCCCCUCCGGUUUUUGUAUUUCCCGAGACAGGGUUUCUCUGUGUAGCUCUGGUGUCUGUCCUGGAACUCACUCUGUAGCCUAGGCUGGCCUCGAACUCACAGAGAUCCGCCUGCUUCUGCCUCCCGAGUGCUGGGAUUAAAGGUGUGUGCCACCACGCGUGGUGCCUGUUAGAGUUUUAUGUUGUUGGUGUGAUGUGGAGAUGGACCCCAGGGCCUUUGCACCACAGCCCUAUUCCUCCCAGUGGGGGUCUUAAAGGGACUCAGCCCUGAGAAGCUAGCAGUGGGGGCGUCUUAGAGAUGACUUCUGAAUUCGGAAGGGACAGGAACACCUCCUUGGAACUGGAGGUGCCCUCGCCAGCACACUGUCACAGAAAGCUGAGCACUGCAUUCUGGGUGUAAGGGAUGCAGGUCCCUUGCAGCCUGGCAGGGACACCACCUUCAUCAUUUCAGUAGCAUUUCUGUGCUUUUGCUCGGGGUCCCGGGAUGACAAUCCCAGGUGUGGCCACCAGGUGGCGCAGCAGCCCAGGACGCCCUAGGUGCCACCAUGAGUACCCCGCUCAGCCAUCUGAGCCCCUCAUUUCAGCAUUUCUCUCCUCUGCUUUCAA